This is a messenger RNA of Condylura cristata (star-nosed mole), 5418 nucleotides long. RefSeq names its product catenin (cadherin-associated protein), delta 2 (gene CTNND2). Gene Ontology annotation, biological process: dendritic spine morphogenesis; cell-cell junction assembly; cell-cell adhesion. The record is from RefSeq and is a predicted model, not a curated record. NCBI's taxonomy places the organism in Eukaryota, Metazoa, Chordata, Mammalia, Eulipotyphla, Talpidae. Bases 62 to 3880 code for a protein of 1272 amino acids. Gene Ontology annotation, cellular component: postsynaptic density; adherens junction; plasma membrane. The transcript is spliced from 26 exons. Gene Ontology annotation, molecular function: cadherin binding.
GCUGGUGCGCCCUGACAAUAGAUAGCGAGGCUCGGGAAAGCGCCGCCUGGAAGCAGGAGCUAUGCCUGUCCCAGACCAGCCUUCGUCAGCCUCCGACAAGACCAGCUCGCUGAGCCCUGGCUUAACCACCUCCAACGGGGAUGGCUCAGAAGCAGAAACCACCUCUGCCAUCCUGGCCUCUGUCAAAGAGCAGGAGUUACAGUUCGAAAGGCUGACCCGAGAGCUGGAGGCGGAACGCCAGAUCGUGGCCAGCCAGCUGGAGCGAUGCAAGCUGGGGUCCGAGACCGGAAGCGUGAGCAGCAUCAGUUCAACAGAAGAGCAGUUUCACUGGCAAUCACAAGAUGGUCAAAAAGACAUCGAAGAUGAACUUACAACAGGCCUGGAGCUGGUGGAUUCCUGUAUUAGAUCUCUGCAGGAAUCAGGAAUACUUGACCCGCAGGAUUAUUCAACAAGCGAAAGGCCCAGCCUGCUCUCCCAGAGUGCACUUCAGCUCAAUUCCAAACCUGAAGGGUCCUUCCAGUACCCAGCCAGCUACCACAGCAGCCAGACCCUUGCCCUGGGUGAAGCGGCCCCCACACAGCUUCCCGCCCGCGCCACGCAAGCCCGGGGUGCCGGCCAGAGCUUCAGCCAGGGCGCCGCCUACGCCGCGCCCCGCGGCUCCUCGCCCAAGCAGUCGCCCAGCCGCCUGGCCAAGUCCUACAGCACCAGCUCGCCCAUCAACAUCGUCGUGUCCUCGGCCGGCCUGUCCCCGAUCCGCGUGACCUCGCCGCCCACCGUGCAGUCCACCCUCUCCUCCUCCCCUAUCCACCAGCUGAGCUCCACCAUAGGCACCUACGCCACCCUGUCGCCCACCAAGCGCCUGGUGCACGCGUCCGAGCCCUACGGCAAGCACUCGCAGGAACUCUAUGCCACGGCCACGCUCCAGAGGCCGGGCAGCCUGGCAGCUGGGUCCCGGGCCUCAUACAGCAGCCAGCACAGCCACCUGGGCCCCGAGCUGCGGGCCCUGCAGUCCCCAGAGCACCACAUCGACCCCAUCUAUGAAGACCGCGUCUACCAGAAGCCUCCCAUGAGGAGUCUCAGCCAGAGCCAGGGGGACCCUCUGCCUCCAGCCCACACCGGCACCUACCGCACGAGCACAGCCCCAUCUUCCCCCGGCGUCGACUCCGCCCCCUUGCAGCGCACAGGCAGCCAGCACAGCGCGCAGAACGCCACGGCCACCUUCCAGAGGGCCAGCUACGCCGCGGGCCCCGCCUCCAACUACGGGGAUCCCUACCGACAGCUGCAAUACUGCCCCUCGGUGGAGUCCCCCUACAGCAAGUCCGGCCCCGCCCUCCCGCCCGAAGGCACCCUGGCCAGAUCCCCGUCCAUCGACAGCAUCCAGAAAGACCCCAGAGAAUUUGGAUGGAGAGACCCAGAACUGCCUGAAGUGAUCCAGAUGUUGCAACAUCAGUUCCCUUCGGUCCAGUCAAAUGCUGCAGCCUAUUUACAGCACCUCUGUUUUGGAGACAAUAAAAUUAAAGCCGAGAUAAGGAGACAAGGAGGCAUCCAGCUGCUGGUGGAUCUCUUGGACCACCGGAUGACGGAAGUGCACCGCAGUGCCUGUGGAGCCUUGAGAAACUUGGUGUACGGGAAGGCCAAUGACGAUAACAAAAUCGCCCUGAAAAACUGUGGCGGGAUCCCCGCGCUGGUGAGGUUACUCCGCAAGAGCACAGACCUGGAGAUCCGGGAGUUGGUCACAGGGGUCCUGUGGAACCUCUCCUCCUGCGAUGCCCUCAAAAUGCCAAUCAUCCAGGACACCCUGGCAGUGUUGACUAACGCAGUGAUCAUCCCGCACUCGGGCUGGGAAAACUCACCGCUUCAGGAUGAUCGGAAGAUACAGCUGCAUUCCUCACAGGUGCUGCGAAAUGCCACCGGAUGCCUAAGGAAUGUCAGCUCGGCCGGAGAGGAGGCGCGGAGGAGGAUGCGGGAGUGUGACGGGCUCACAGACGCGCUGCUCUACGUGAUCCAGGCCGCGCUGGGCAGCAGUGAGAUCGACAGCAAGACCGUUGAAAACUGUGUGUGCAUUUUAAGGAACCUCUCGUACCGGCUGGCAGCAGAAACGUCUCAGGGACAGCACAUGGGCACGGACGAGCUGGACGGGCUUCUGUGCGGGGAGGCCAACGGCAAGGACGGCGAGAGCUCGGGCUGCUGGGGCAAGAAAAAGAAGAAGAAGAAGGCCCAGGACCAGUGGGAUGGAGUAGGACCUCUUCCAGACUGUGCAGAGCCUCCCAAAGGGAUCCAGAUGCUGUGGCAUCCAUCAAUAGUCAAACCCUACCUCACACUGCUCUCUGAGUGCUCAAACGCAGACACGCUGGAAGGGGCGGCUGGCGCUCUGCAGAACUUGGCUGCAGGGAGCUGGAAGUGGUCAGUUUACAUCCGAGCUGCGGUCCGGAAGGAGAAAGGCCUGCCCAUCCUCGUCGAGCUGCUCCGCGUGGACAACGACCGUGUGGUGUGCGCGGUGGCCACAGCGCUGCGGAACAUGGCCCUGGACGUCAGGAACAAGGAGCUCAUCGGGGGAGAUGCCCAGGUCGAGGCUGGGGAUGCCCAGGGGACCAUGCACCUCCCACAGACCAUGGUCCUGGUGCGCCCCUGGGGUGCAGAGCUGCUGCCACGCCCGGCUGGCAUCGACUGCAGACACUCUCCAAAAGUGGUCAAGGCUGCAUCUCAGGUCCUAAGCAGCAUGUGGCAGUACCGAGAUCUGAGGAGCCUCUACAAAAAGGUGUUUGCACAGGUGUUGGCUCAGGAAGGCUGUGCGCAGCGAGCUGCUGUCGGCUCAGACGUGGGCGCCUUCCCUCCAGGCUGGUGUCUGGGCCUCAAUGGGACUCACUGGGCAACGCUGCUCUGCCCCGUCAAAGCCCCUCGGGAGCGCUGGGUGACCCCACGGGGUCCGAGGAAAGCCGCAGAGCAGUCUGGGGAGCGCAGGCUGCUCCCCAGGAAUCUGAGCUGUGACAUCACGGCCCAGUCAGUGGGCUCAGAAGCCAGGCUACUGCCCGCUGUUAUUCGCGGCCUGGAGUCGUCACAGCCAGGCAUGCGGGAAGGGGAGCUCGAUGUCCACGUGGCAGCCACGUGUGAACCUGGAGUGACCGAGGCCCGCUGCCGCCGAGCACGUCGACAGCGGCCAGAGCCGAGCCCCGCUGCGGCUCCCUCUGAGCGCCUACAAGAACACCCCAGAGACGAAAGGGAGCGGGGAGAGCAGGCCCGGGAGCUGGAGGCGGCCGGCGUGGUGCAUUACCUGCACGUCAAGUUGUGUUCAUGCAAAAAGUGCAUCGGAGCCCGAGGACAGCUGGGCACCUUUGGUCACAGACACAGGGCGGAGAAGCCAGAGCGCCCAGGGCCUAAAAAGCUCUCGCUCCAGGAGGCUUCCCGAGCCCAGGCCGCCCUGGCGCCGCCCCGUCCUGGGAAACCCAUGCAGGAGGCAGGACAGCCCGCUCAUGCCCCCGGAGCUUCUGGCAAGCGCAAAGGCAGCUUCUCCCCACGGUCAACAGCAGGACAAGCUCGCCGGCCCGCUCAAAAUACUGGAAUUUCGACUUUGUAUAGAAAUUCAUAUGGUGCGCCCGCCGAGGACAUCAAACACAACCAGGUUUCAGCACAGCCCGUCCCACAGGAGCCCAGCAGAAAAGACUACGAGACCUACCAGCCAUUCCAGAAUUCCACGCGAAAUUACGACGAGUCCUUCUUCGAGGACCAGGUCCACCAUCGUCCUCCCGCCAGCGAGUACACCAUGCACCUGGGCCUCAAGUCCACUGGCAACUAUGUCGACUUCUACUCCGCCGCCCGACCCUACAGUGAACUGAACUAUGAGACAAGCCACUAUCCCGCCUCCCCCGACUCGUGGGUGUGAGGGGGAGGCGCCCGCAACAGUGCAUGUGCAUGCCUACCACGAGACAUUGCUUUCUUUUUUUUCCCCUGCGAAUUUAGUUUGUUAAAGCCUGUUCCGUAGGAAGGCUGUGAUAACCCGUCAGGAAAUACUCAGAGCUGUUUUAGAAAGCUAAACACACCGAGAGUUAACUCGGAAGUCGCUAGGAAGCUUAGACGACCCUGAAGCGGACGUGGCGCGACGCGUGGCCUGAGCCGUAGAGGGGCCGAAGUGCUCGAUACCGAACGUGGCUGCCACAGCAGGACGCGGUGGGCCGGGGCGUGCAGGCGAGGCACCCGGGGCAGACUUCAACACUGUAGGGGCGGCUUCUCACGCUUUGUUUACUCUUCAUCCGUUGUGAUUCUAGGCUUCACGUUGCAUUGGGGUUCCUCUGUACAGCAAGACGUUUCUUGCCUUUUGUUAAUGCAUUGUUGUAAAGUAUUUGAUGUACAUUACAGAUUAAAGAAGAAGAGAGCAUUGUGUAUAUUACACCAAUGCAGAAGUCUCUCCUCAUCUAUGGUUCUAAAUAUUGCUUCAGUUUCAAACUUUUGGAAGAUGUAUGGAUUUCCAGUUUUUUCUUUUUCUUUUCUUUCUCCCAGUAUGUUUUAACAAAAAAAAUGGGAAAAAAAGGAAUAUUUAGCAGUAUUGUUCGUUCUGAUCUGUGAAUUUGUUUGUGGCAACUAAGCAAGGCGUUCAGCAGUUUCUGACGAUUAACAUCCACCAUUCCACACUCCUUGUCAACAAAGUGCUUUUUCACUGCCUAAAAUUUUAGAUGUAGAUAUUUGAAAUAGAUUUUUUCAUUUAUACCAGUUUUCUUUAUGAUGAUACAGUGUUAAAAGAAAAUAAAUUACAAUUGAUCUGUCAUCCAUAUUUGCUAAGAAUGUCUAUUUCCAAGGACCAAUCUUACAAAAUACACAUUCUUGCUCGUAUGUCUGUGCGUGCGUGGGGGUGCGUAUGUCCCUGUAUGUAUAAAAAUGACCUGUGUGAGACUUUAUUUUGAUAGAAGCGCUUUCAUUUGCUGUUCAUCUUGUACAAACUUGGUUUUUGGUUUUUGGUAUAAAUGUACAUCUGUUUGUUACUGUAUCUAUUCUCCAACCAUCUAGUGACUCAGGAUAUUAGGCCAGUUGAAGUAAAGUUAGAGGAUUUUCACCCAUUCUUGGAGACAGACUCUUUCUACAGGUCCAUGUCCAUCCAUGUUUUAUGCCCUCAGAACAUGAUAAACCAAGGCCAACUCGAUCAUUUCACUUUGGGGCCAAUUACUUGAAGUAUCCACAGAAAAUAUGAACUGCUCACCUUCUUCCCCCAAAACCUUUUCGUUCGUGUGGCAGGGAGCAGUAACAACUAGGGAGUAGAUGACUCAAGUUGAACUUGAAGCUAAUGUUAGACUAGUGGUUAACAGAGCUACGAAAUGAGGCUAACCAUUUAAAGAACACGGGCUGUGGAUAAAUUAGCUUUGCUCUUUAGAUGCAAGUGACUGAGGCCAUAGGUGCCUAGUAAAUGUUAACUGUUCUUGAAAAAAUAAA